Messenger RNA from Aureobasidium uvarum, 1401 nucleotides. The record is from the annotation of a GenBank genome assembly. Lineage: Eukaryota; Fungi; Ascomycota; Dothideomycetes; Dothideales; Saccotheciaceae.
AUGUCGAGCGAGGCCAACGCAUCCAAGAUAGCUGCUUCACUAGGCGUCACCAACAUGGACGUCGCCGAGAUUUCUAGGAUGCUGGAGCUGGAACAUACCUUGUUGCCCAUGUUCCAGGUCUCGGUCGCCUUUCUUGUGCUGGCCUGGAUCGCUGUAACCUUGCGUGUAUACGUCAGAGCUUUUCUUCUGAGAUCCUUCCAUUGGGAUGACUGGUUGAUUCUUCUCACAUUAUGCGUCUUUACGUCGUGUUGCAUGUGCCUCAUUGCCAUCGAGAACAUUGAAAAAAGCGAUGCCGCAAGCACAGCAUUGACGCAAGGGCUCAAAGCUCAGUUCGGGCUGAUUGACACUAUAUUCGGCCUCAUCAUGGGCUUCAUGUCUCUCUACAUCGUCACGACAGUCAUUUUGAAGCUCGCCCUUGCAAUUUUCUUCCUUCGCAUCAUUCCCGACAACUUCUCGUGGCAACGAAAGGUCAUAUACAUCUCGACUGCAAUAUACACCACUUAUGGCCUGGCUUUCACUUUCAUCGUCAUUUUUCAGUGCGGCAACCCCAACAACUUCUUCAUCCAGGAAGCCAGGAAGCAAUGCAUGUCGGAUACGAUACUACAGCCUCUGUACUAUGCUGCCGGCGGCAUGAAUGCCUUGACAGACUGGCUCUUCUCUCUUCUACCGGUGACUGUGAUCUGGAGUGCAGCUAUCCCUCGGUCCACCAAGAUCUCAGCAGGAUGUCUACUCGGCCUCGGUUCUCUAGCAAGCAUUGCUUCAUUGGUCAGACUAGCAUACAUCCCCGGCAUUGAGGCGUCACCGACUUUCCUAGAACACGCGGUCAACAUAGCAAGUUGGUCGAUCGUAGAACCAGGACUCGGCAUUGUAGCAGCCUCUCUGGCAACCCUGCGUCCGUUGUUCAGAUAUUGUUUUCCUGGCAGGCAGCAUACCGUAUUGCCCACCACGCAUCGGGGCAGGCCAAUUACAUACACACCCGGCACCUAUGUUUCCCGUAUGAGCUUCGAGGACAAGAUGAAUCAAUAUGGAGAUGCACGACUAGGCUUCGUGACAACUAUCGUCGGCAACUCGGACGAGACAGAGCUACGGACGAUAGACCGCAAGACCAAAAAGACCAUCUCAAGCGUCAAUGAGAUAUCCAGGCAAUCGACCAGACACUCCACCAGACAUUCCAGAGCUCCCUCAGCCAUGUCUGAUGUUUCUCGUAUCGAUAGUGGGACCAAGCUGGAGAGGCCAUCAAGUCUCAAAUCCCUGAUGCGACAGGAACGCUAUCAAUACCCUCAACCAGCAAUCAAGAAGGCCUACAUCCAAAAUGGACGUGUGGUCAUGAGCAAAGAUAUCAAGAUUGAGCAGGAAUUAUCGGUAUUGCAUUCACACUCGCCGCCCUCAUCACCGGUUUGA